AUGAGGCCCCUGCUCUUCCUCGCGGUCCUUCUCCGGCUCCCAGGAGCCUCAGCUGAGGAUGAUGGAUGCAACCUCGUAGAGGUAUCUGCAGAAGAUGAGGGUGGAGGACAGCCCCUGCAAGUGAACAUCAGUAGUCAAGGUCAGCCCACCAGCCUGGUCCUGAAUUGGGGGGCACCAGUCCCUGCUAGGCUGGGAUAUAUUCUCCAUCUUGCCCGUCUGGGCCUCCCUGGCCCUCUGGAGAAGCUGCAGUUCCAGGCUGGCUCCAAUACCAGUGGCUUCGAGUUCCAAGACUUGGUACCUGGGAGUCAUUACCAGCUGGAGGUGACUGUGCUGCUACCCUGCUCCCAGAAUUCCACCCUCACCCUCAUAGCUCAGACAACCCCUUCACCUGUCCACAGUCUGAGACUCAACAACUCUGGGAGCCCCUCCAGCUUAAAGGCCACAUGGAGUUCUGCUCCUGGAGAGCACAAUGGCUACCAGCUUCUCCUUUACCACCUGGAGACCCAGACAUUGGCAUGGAAUAUCUCAGUGGCUCAGGAAAUUCUCUCCUACCAUUUUGACAGUCUUCUGCCAGGCAGCGAAUAUGCCUUAUGGGUCACUACCUGGGCUGGUGACCUCCAUGCCAAGACCAGCAUUCGCCAAUGGACAACUCCGAUACCCCCAGAACAUUUAGACUUGUUUGCCGUGGGUCCAAGAACCCUUCAGGCCUCUUGGAGAAGGGCUGAGGGGGCAGCUUGGUUCCACUUGAUGCUCUUGGAUCUCUUGGAUGGUACAAUCCUCACAGCUGUGGUCAAGCGGGGCACCACCAACCACACCUUCUAUAGCCUCUCUCCCGGCUGUCCCUACCAGCUAUCACUCAAUGCUACUGCUGGCCUCUUGCAGAUUGGAGGACCCAAUGCCACUGAGUGGACCUAUCCCUCUGCCCCUUUGGACUUGGUGCUGACUCCGUGGCCCCCUGGACUCUCGGCAAGCUGGCAGGCAGGGCCGGGGACCCGGGAUGGCUACCUGCUGCGGCUGAGCGGGCAAGUGGAAAGGAACAGUACCAUGGGACCUGAGGCUCUCAAUGCCACCUUCCCAGGCCCCCUUCCUGCUGGCCACUACACUUUGGAACUCAUAGCCCUAGCCGGACCCCAUGGUGCCUCUGCUCAGACUGAUACCUGGCUGGAGUAUUCCAAGGCCAGCCCCCAGCCUGGUGUUCUCCAGCUAACUGGGCUGGAAGCAUCAAAGGAGUCAGGCCGGAGGGUACUCCUCUAUGUUGAGGGUUCCCCAGAAAUCAUUGCCAAUGUUUCUGUGCUGCCCAGUGCCACCAAUGUCACGUUCCGAGGGCUGGUGCCAGGUGUCCAAUACCGAGUUGAUGUGAUCUUAGCCUCAGGGGUCACCACUCAGAGCCUUGUGGGGCAUACCUGGCCCUGGGCUCCACAGUCACUGGAAGUCACAAGUAGGGGCAGCACCUCCAACCUGGAUGUCCAAUGGGUAUCACCAGAAGGAAGACGGGAUGGGUACAGGGUUUCCUGGCAGGAAGAAGGGACCCAGAAGACCUUGGGCUUCCUCAAUCUGGGCAAGGAACGUACUAAUCUGACUCUUAAGGGCCUCACACCAGGUUCUUGCUUCAUCGUGUCAGCAUGGGCUUGGGCUGGGCACCUUAAUUCUACCACCCAGAAGGCACAUACCUGUACAUUCCCUGCUAGCCCUACCAACCUGAGCCUGGACAGUGAAGGCCAACCUUCUACCCUUACUGCCCAUUGGAGCCCACCUCCUGGGGCCUGGGAUGGUUACCGAUUACGGCUGUAUCACCUGGAACCCUUGAAAUUGAAGGGAGAAGCAGUACUCACUUCCGAAAUUCAGAGCUUUUCCUGGUCCCAGCUACCAUCAGGCAUGGAGUUCAUGGUCCAGCUGGUGGCCCUUCGAGGGGUAAAUGAGAGCGACACUAUAAAUGCCACAGCCUGGACAUAUCCCUUGACUCCAACCAUGGUCAAUGUGACCAGUAAGGACCCAACCAGGCUCUGUGUAUCCUGGGGCCAGGCAUUCGGGAGCCAGGAUGGCUACCAAGUCACCCUUCUCCAGGAAGGCGCUCCAGUGGGCACCAGUGCUGUAGGACCCGAGGUGAACAAUAUAAGUUUCUCCAAUUUGACUCCAGGCACCAAGUACUGGGUGGAGAUUGUCUCUUUAGCUGGGCCCCACCAUUCUGCGGCAGCCAACGUCACCAGCUGGACCUCCCCUCUGGUGCCCAAGGAGUUGUCAGUGACAAUGCAAGCGGACAAUGCCAUGGUGACUUUGACUUGGGAUGCUGCCCCAAAGGGCCAGGGGAAAUGCCAGGCUCAACUCUUUGAGUCUGGGCACGUACUACAAAAGCAACAUGUGUCCUUGGGCCAAGCCCGCCUCAUCCUAAGGGACCUGAUUCCUGGACAUACUUUCUCCCUCACUGUGCUGUGUCAAGCUGGACCUCUCAAAGCUUCUACCAGCCCCAUAGUGCUGCUCAUCGAGCCCAGGCCAGUAGAAGAUGUACAGUGUCAACCUGAAGCCACCCACCUGGCACUGAACUGGACAGUACCUGGAGGAGAAGUGAGCACCUGUCUAGUGGUGGCAGAGCAGCUGGUGAUUGGAGGGAAAACACAACCUGUCUUCAGUGCCAACACUACCCAGAAUGCCAUCCUGCUCUCUGGCUUGAUACCAGCCACUUCCUACCGCCUUAGCCUCACCUUACUGGGGAAAAAUGGGCUGUGGAGUCAAAUGGUCACUUUGCUAUGUACCACCUCUCCAGAAGCCUGGCACCCCCCAGAGUUGGCAGCUGCCCCUCGUUUAGAGCCUGAGGCAGGGGCUGGGGUGGUGAUUACUCGUGACAUGUUUGGUGAGGACAAUGGGCAGAUCCAAUGGUAUGGUGUUAUUGCUACCACUAAUGCCUCAGUGGUACAGCCAUCCCAGGAAGCCAUUUCUCACACCUGGUAUGACCACUACUACAGAGGACUUGACUCCUACUUGGCUGUCUUGCUGCCUUCCCCCUUCCGCCCAGGGCCAUGGGCAAUGCCCCGAUCUUGGACGGUGUCCGUGGGCACUGAGGAUUGUGGCCAGACCCAGCAGACCUGUAACGGGAAGCUCAAGCCAGAUGCCCAGUACCGGUUCAGCAUUGCAGCCUUUACCAGCUCUGACCCGGUCAACCCUACUGUCUCCUUUACAGCCUUCUCAGAGCCUCGUGCCAGUGUCUCGGGGGCAUCGGUGCCACUCCUGGUGGCGUCUGGCAUCGUAUCAGGUUGUCUCUUUACCCUGUGUGCUGUGCUAGGCCUGCUGUGCUGGAGACGCGUGUGGGCUGAAAGGGCAGAAAAGAAUCACUUUUCCCAAGAGAUGACACCCUACAGCUUGAGGAACAUUCGCCGACCAAUUCUUAUUCAGAACUUCCAACAGAGCUACGAGGCCAAGAAAGCCAAUGCUCAUCAUGCUUUCUUCCAGGAGUUUGAGGAGCUAAAAGAAGUUGGCAAGGAGCAGCCCAAACUGGAGGCAGAGCACCCUGCUAAUGCCAUCAAGAAUCGCUACCCACAUGUGCUGCCCUAUGAUCAUUCUCGAGUUCGACUGAGUCAGAUGGACAGUGAGCCGCAUUCUGAUUACAUCAAUGCCAACUUCAUCCCGGGCUAUACCCGACCACAAGAGUUCAUUGCCACACAAGGGCCACUGAAGAAGACGCUGGAAGACUUCUGGCGGCUGGUGUGGGAGCAGAAGGUCCACACCAUUGUCAUGCUGACGGUGGGCAUGGAGAAUGGGCGGGUGCUGUGUGAGCAUUACUGGCCGUUAGAUUCUGCCCCUGUCACUCAUGGCCAGAUUACCAUCCAUCUCCUGGCAGAGGAGACAGGCGAAGACUGGACAAGCAGGGAAUUCCAGGUGCAACACGGCCCUCAGCAGCAGGAGCGCUGGAUCCAGCAGCUGCAGUUCACAGCCUGGCCAGACCACGGGGUUCCCGAGGCCCCCAGCUCCUUGGUAGCCUUCGCAGAAUUGGUCCAGGAGCGAGUGCAGGCUUCCCAGGGCACGGCUCCCACCUUGGUGCACUGCAGUGCCGGCGUGGGCCGGACCGGCACCUUUGUGGCCCUGGCUCGGCUCCUUCAGCAGCUUCAAGAGGAACAGGUGGUCGACGUGUUCAACACGGUGUAUGCCCUGCGGAUGCACCGGCCUCUCAUGAUCCAGACCCCGGCCCAGUACAUCUUCCUGCACAGCUGUCUACUGGACAAAAUCCUGGAGGAGCCAGCUGGAUCUCCUGUCUCCCGGCCUAUCCCCGUGAAGAACUUCUCCCAGCAGCAUGCUAAGAGGUCGGCCCACUUCAACGCUGGCUUCCUGAGGGAAUAUGAACUCCUUCUGGAGGCCAUCAAAGACCAGGAAAGUUCUGCCCGACACCAGCUGGGCAGUGCCAUCUCCCAGCUCCUGCCCUAUGAACGAUGGAGAGUGAAAUUUUCCCCUCUAGAGCAGAGUCCUGUUGACUCUGUCCAGGCCUGGCUCUUUCCAGGGGGCCCUUCUGGCCAAGACCAAGUAGCACUGGCAGGUCCUGUAAAGGCUGAAGAGUUCUGGCAGUUGGUGUGGGAGCAUGGUGCUCAUGUUCUAGUCUCCUUGUGCCCAUUGGUGGCACUAUACAUGCAGGAAUGGUGGCCAUCGUUGGAGCAGCCCAUCUACACUGAAGCACUGACUGUCCACUGGGUGGCAGAGAGUGAUGUGGCAGGGUGGUCUUGUCUUCAUCUGAGUGUCAAACAUGAGAAGAAAGGAAAGGAACUCCAAGUACAGCAACUGCGGUUCCCAUGCUGGGAAUGUGGGCAGGAGCCCCCAGGCCAGACCCUAUUGCCCUUCCUGGCAACCGUGGACCAGUGCUGCUCCCAGGUCAAGAGCAAAAAGCCGGCCACAGUGCUCUUCUACUCCAGCUCAGAAAUGGUCCAGUUGGGGAUUUUCUUGGCCCUGGAGCGACUGCUACAGCAGGCAGAGUCCCAGCACUCGGUGGACAUCUUUGGUGUGGUCCUGCAGUUGGCACGGGCCUGUGGCUCCAUGACACCAACGCUGGAUCAGUACAUUUACCUCUAUGGCUGUGUGGGCAGUGCCCUGGCCCAUGGGCAAACCUAA
Molecule: messenger RNA, 5088 nt
Organism: Gracilinanus agilis (Agile Gracile Mouse Opossum)
Lineage: Eukaryota; Metazoa; Chordata; Mammalia; Didelphimorphia; Didelphidae
Product: receptor-type tyrosine-protein phosphatase V-like
Exons: 33
Coding region: 1-5088 (1695 amino acids)
Biological process (GO): protein dephosphorylation
Molecular function (GO): protein binding; protein tyrosine phosphatase activity
Source: RefSeq, a predicted model, not a curated record